AUGUCCGGACCAUCGCAAUUACAUCAAGCUGGCUCGGAGUUUGCGAGCACAAUCACCGGGCAUAAUGUCGACUUGGGCAACAAGACGCUGACCCGCAGAGACACGGCUCAAACAAUAAAUUACCACAACUAUUAUGGACACUCUACAGCCAUCUUGGACGAAAAGGCAUGUGAGCAUCGCGGAGAGAAGCGAAAAUGUACAGAUGAGGAAGAAAAUCUACUUCAAUCUUUAAGAUUCAAUCAAAUCGACGCUCGGCAUGACAAUAUCAAGAAAGCUCAUGCAAAAACAUGCAAAUGGAUCCUCAAGAGAGGGGAGUACCUCGACUGGCUGAAUCCCGACAAGGUCGAUGAACACCAUGGCUUUCUAUGGAUAAAAGGAAAGCCUGGAGCAGGGAAGUCCACUUUAAUGAAGUUCAUUCUCAGCAAUGCCCGCAGAAGAAUGAAAGACAAAACCAUCAUCUCUUUCUUCUUCAAUGCACGAGGAGAAGAGUUGGAGAAGUCAACCACUGGCAUGUACAGGUCACUGUUACUGCAAAUGCUGCAGCAACUUCCAAGGCUUCAUAGUCUUCUCGAUCCUGGGUUGAUCUUAGGGAUCAGCGAGAAUCAUGACUGGAGUGUUGAGGCACUGAGAACACUUUUUGAGCAAACUUUGGAAGGCCUUGGGGAUUCUUCCGUGGUUGUCUUUAUUGACGCUCUGGAUGAAUGCGAUGAGUCCGAGAUUCGCUCAAUGGUGUCAUCAUUUAAAAACUUAGGUAACCUGAGCGCAGCUGAAGGAGUCAGUUUCCAGGUAUGCUUGGCAAGCAGACACUAUCCUCACAUUACGAUGCCAAAGAAAAUUGAGCUAGUUCUUGAAGGACAAGAGGGACAUGAUCAGGACAUCAUUUCGUAUCUUGACAGUGAGUUGGAGAUUGGCGACAGCAAGCUCGCUCAAGAGGUCCGGGCUCAGAUCAAAGAGAAGGCGUCAGGUGUUUUCAUGUGGGUUGUUCUUGUAUCUGGCAUUCUGCAACAGAAGUACGAUCAAGGGCGCAUCCACACUUUGAAGAAAACAAUUCGGGAGAUACCAGGGGACCUGCACGAGUUAUUUCGAGAUAUUCUGACCCGAGACGAUACAAACAAGGAUGAAUUGCUGUUAUGCAUUCAAUGGGUUCUCUUCGCAAGACAUCCACUAAAGCCAGAGCAGCUUUAUUUUGCCAUUCGAUCACACACAGAAUACGCCACUUGCAAGUGGGAUCGAGAUGAAAUACCGGAAGACGCCGUUGGCAACUUCAUUCUAAGUUCCUCCAAAGGCCUUGCUGAAGUCACAAGGGCAAAACAAGACCCAACAGUUCAGUUCAUCCACGAGUCAGUCAGAGAUUUCCUUCUUAAGGACAACGGCCUCAGGGUUAUCCUGUUGGAUGCGAGUGGCGAUCUGAGUGCAGAGAGCCACGAUCAGUUGAAGAAGUGUUGCUUUGAGUAUACGCAAUCUUACUGGAAAGAGAAUGGUUUACCGGCAGGCGACUCCAAGCAUCAGAUCUUGGAAACUCGUGUUCUGGCAGACUAUGGGUUUCCUUUUCUGAGGUAUGCCGUACAGAAUAUUCUUUAUCAUGCGAAUGCAGCAGAGGAGGGACAUAUCGACCAGACCAGGUUCUUUGGAAGUUUCCCACUUGCAAAUUGGAUUCGACACAAUAAUGUCUUCCAGGACAAAGAAGUGCGCCGACAUACCACUGGUGCAAGCCUUUUAUACCUCCUGGCGGAGUACAACUUUGGGGGCCUUAUUGAGAGCCACCAAGGAAGCCAGUCCUGCUUUGACAUUGAAGGUGAACGCUACGGGGCUCCUAUCCUUGCAGCAAUGGCUACGGGCAGUCGACCAACAGUCUGGAAGCUACUCAAAAGGGAGACACGCGAUGAGCCAGCAACGUCACGUUUACACUCCUUGUGCAAUGAAUACGACGUAGAAAAGAAAAGGAAGCACGGCAUUGGGCGCAGCUUCAGAUUUAACACAACAUGGGGUCUUCUUUGCAAUAUCUUACAAGAUGACGACCUCAUUGUGGCGUCGUUUGCUAUUGCUUCGUCCAAAGCCUACACAUCUAUAAACUUCCGAACCCCCCGUGGCGAGACACCGUUUUCAGUUGCCAUUCAACACAGUCAUGAUAUCUCUGCUACUUUAGGAUUUCUCAUUGAGAACGGAGUCUACAUUGAAUCUAGAGACCAGCUCAAGCGGACGCCACUUUGUCUCGCUGCUGCAAAUGGAAACACAGCUGUUGUAGCUUUCCUACUUAAAAAUGGCGCUAAUGUUCAGAAAACCUGCAUGCAUGGCAAGACACCACUUACGUAUGCUGCACGUGGAGGCAGUGAAGAAUGCAUGCGAUUGCUGAUCUCGGGUGGAGCCAGUGUUGCUGCGACAGAUGACUGGGGACAGACAGCACUUUUCCAGGCCGCGUGUAGCCCAAACGAGCCCGAAGCCAAGAUGCAAUUAUUAAUUGGCCAUGGCGCGGAUGUUCAUAGGGUAGACAACAGUGGCUGUACGCCACUCUCAUAUGCGGCCCUACUUGGCGCUAAGGCUUGUCAGCUACUGCUUGACCAUGGGGCAGAUGUAAAUGCAGCUGACAAUCGUGGUGGGACACCUCUAUCAUAUGCUGCUUCAUGCCAUGCCUAUGGUGCUGAGGAUUGUGUGCAGCUGCUUCUACAUCGAGGAGCAAUUCCUGACAAGGUUGAUGAGGCUGGAAACACUGCUCUUUCAUAUGCUACUACAAAAGCUGUUCAGGACCUGAUAUCCAGUUAUAUUUAG
Molecule: messenger RNA, 2766 nt
Organism: Fusarium oxysporum Fo47
Lineage: Eukaryota; Fungi; Ascomycota; Sordariomycetes; Hypocreales; Nectriaceae
Exons: 2
Coding region: 1-2766 (921 amino acids)
Molecular function (GO): protein binding
Source: RefSeq, a predicted model, not a curated record